Batrachochytrium dendrobatidis JAM81 is the source of this 819-nucleotide messenger RNA. RefSeq lists its product as uncharacterized. NCBI's taxonomy places the organism in Eukaryota, Fungi, Chytridiomycota, Chytridiomycetes, Rhizophydiales. The record is from RefSeq and is a predicted model, not a curated record. The transcript is spliced from 2 exons. Bases 1 to 819 code for a protein of 272 amino acids.
AUGAAAUUCAUCGACAUUUUAUUCUUACUGACCGCGGCAGCAACUGCUAAUGCAAUACUGAUCCCAACUGAUAACAAUGGUUCACCCAAAGCAUCAGACACUUCCAGUCAAGUGUCUGGUUCAACCAAUGAGCCCAAUCCAGUUACUUCCAAUGAAUACCAGCAAGAACCAAUGGAUUUGAGUACUCACAACCAAAACCAACAGCAGCCAAUGGAUUUAAGUCUUCCUAACCGAAUCCAGCAACAGCCAAUGGAUCAACCCAAUACAAAUACUCCUAGUCAAAACCACCGACCGACUGUGAUUGUAGCUGGUCCAAAUAUAUCCAAACAAGGCCGGAAACGCCCAAUCGAUGUAAUCGAUUUAACCACUUCUGACAAAGAUCAACAAGAUCCAACUGAUGUAGCUGGUCCGAGUACUUCCAAACAAGGUCGGAAACAACCAAUUGAUCAGCCCAGUCCAAGUACUUCCAGUCAAAUCCAACAACAUCCAAUGAACCAACCUAGUCCAAACACUUCUGGAAGAUAUUGGAAACUCAUGAUGAAUGAAAUCAGUUCAAGGACUCCAGAAGACUGGCAAAAAACGAUUGAUGCAGUCGUUUCAAAAAAUUAUGACCAAGACCAGCAACAACCAAUUGAUCGAGCCGGUCCAAGCACUUCCAGUCAAUACCAACAACAACCAAUGACCCAUGGCAACUCUGCCAAUGCUGGCUCAAAUCAAGCGACUGGAUUAAACAAAAAGUUUCAGAGAACCUUGGAUGAUUGGGACAACAGUCAGCGUUAUCAAGAGGGGAAGAAAUAUCUGAAUCAAGACACACCCUAG